GCGCCGCGUUGGGGCUGACCACUCGCGUUCCGCCUGAGGAGGCGCUGCCGUCGGCACUGCAGCCGCCGCGGAGCUGAUACUGCUCCGAGCCAGCCGCCGGGAGUAGGGCGGCGGCGCAAACAUGAAUGUUGGAGUUGCCCACAGUGAGGUGAAUCCAAAUACCCGUGUAAUGAACAGCCGGGGUAUGUGGCUGACAUAUGCUUUGGGAGUUGGCUUGCUUCAUAUCGUUUUACUCAGUAUUCCCUUCUUCAGUGUUCCUGUUGCUUGGACCUUAACAAAUGUUAUACAUAAUCUGGGGAUGUAUGUAUUUUUGCAUGCAGUAAAAGGAACACCAUUUGAAACUCCUGACCAGGGUAAAGCGAGGCUCCUAACUCAUUGGGAACAACUGGACUAUGGAGUACAGUUUACAUCUUCACGGAAGUUUUUCACAAUUUCUCCAAUAAUUCUGUAAGUGGUGGAAAUUUUCAGAUAUUUUCUGGCAAGUUUCUAUACGAAGUAUGAUCCAACUCACUUCAUCUUAAACACAGCUUCUCUCCUGAGUGUGCUAAUUCCCAAAAUGCCACAGCUACAUGGUGUUCGGAUCUUUGGAAUUAAUAAGUAUUGAAAUGUGUUUUGAAACAACAAAAAUUUUUACAGCUACUGAGUUUUCUGUAAGGAAGGAAUGGUUACUAAACUGCACUGUUUCUGUGAUAAUGUGAAAUGAGAGGUAGCUACAUUGGAGAGCCAAUUGCUGGUUCUUCAUAUGCUGUUUUGAAGUGCAGAUUCUUACGAGAAGAUGCCUUUGUUUAAUGCAUCUGGUAUCCUUCUGAAGAGAGGCUUUAGAGGCAGGCUGGGCAGGCCCAGCUUAUAAGUUAAAUGGCUAUAAAGUAAGGGUGUAGUAGAUAAAUCCAAGGAAAUAAGAGAUUUAUAAGAAACUAAGUCCAGCUUAGCUUAUAAGGAAUGGGCAUUAUGUUAGGAGAAGAAAAUGUUUAAUCAUUCAGUCAUAGUCAGUUUAAGCAGAGUUACAUGAAAACCAGAAUCAUUUCUUUACAAGUUUAUUACAGAUUGUUUUUAUUACCAUGUAUAUUCCUCUUGUGUUAUAUAAGAGGAUAUAUGUCCUCUUGUUUUAUACAGACCAAUUCCUACCUUAUGAAUGUACUUUUUUGGUUUUGCAGGCUCAACAUUGUGUUGAUAGAUGAGUUCAUUUUUACAUUAAGUAACUGAGUUCAUGAAGGUCCACCUUCAUGACUGAUUGAUGAUAGAA
Balaenoptera acutorostrata (minke whale) is the source of this 1243-nucleotide messenger RNA. Its product is annotated as ORM1-like protein 1. Gene Ontology annotation, biological process: negative regulation of ceramide biosynthetic process; intracellular sphingolipid homeostasis; ceramide metabolic process. The transcript has a single exon. Gene Ontology annotation, cellular component: endoplasmic reticulum membrane. The record is from RefSeq and is a predicted model, not a curated record. NCBI's taxonomy places the organism in Eukaryota, Metazoa, Chordata, Mammalia, Artiodactyla, Balaenopteridae.